Molecule: messenger RNA, 3594 nt
Organism: Exophiala spinifera
Lineage: Eukaryota; Fungi; Ascomycota; Eurotiomycetes; Chaetothyriales; Herpotrichiellaceae
Exons: 1
Coding region: 1-3594 (1197 amino acids)
Cellular component (GO): nucleus
Molecular function (GO): chromatin binding; DNA binding; ATP binding
Source: RefSeq, a predicted model, not a curated record
AUGUCUUCCUUUCCCACUUCACCGUCGCGCUCCGACGAUGAACUCUUCAAUCCUGGCCAUGGGACUGCUUUUCACGAGACGAUCGAGACACUACCUUUGAGACGAAUUGAUCCCAUGGAUGACGACAGCGACAUCGAUACCAUGGCAACCUUACCACCCCAUCGGUCAACGCAGAAGAUGACACAGCCUACACAACUUAUCGAUCGUUCACCAGACACGAUAUCGUCACCCGUGAAUGGCGGGGUUGUCCAAGUGACAGCUUCUUCGCCCUUGGCAGCGCAGAGUCGAAAACCAAGUGGUUAUCUUGCCAGCGCCAUGGCUCCAGCCGGAACAGCCUUUCGAAGACCGUAUGUUGCUUCGCAGCCUCGGCCGCCUCCUAUCACUAUCGACAGUGACGAUGAAGGACCGGUGUAUCGUGGGGGCUCAUCGGAUAGUGAUGAACCUCGGGUGAAUGACAUCAAGCCGUCAGCUUUUGUGCGAAAGAAGAACUCGACCGACAAAAUCCCAGAGUCGCCGCAGGUACAAAGCAAUGGUUUGAGUCGUUUCAUGGAGAUAACUGCAAAGUCAAUGUUUCGAGGUUCGCCCAGCUCAAACUCGUCCACGUCUAGCGGUAUCAAGCGAUCAGCAGACCUCAUGGCCAAUGCAUAUGGUAACGCCUACAAACGACCGCGGCAAACUGCUCCCGCUCGUGCACUGCCUGUUGCUCCUCAGAAGAAACAACCAGAGCUGGAGCUGGACGAUAUUAGUGACUACAAUGCGAGGGCCAAAGUUAGGCGGAUGAUGAACAUGGUUAGCAUGGUUAGUGUUCGAGAAUGCUACGAGGUUUUGGUGUCAAAGAAGGGCUAUUACGAUGAUGCUGUGGAGGAGAUUCUUCUACUUAGUGAACGGAGGCAUGACCGGGGCAAAAAGAACGCCAUUGAUCUCACCGGCAGUGACGACGAACUUAUGCCAACCCCUGCAGGUCGCAAGGUGGCCGCUGCGCAAAAGGCCAAAGUUUCUUCGAAAUCAAUCGCAGAAAAAUGGAGCUCAACACAGAAUGUUCGGAAGCCGUCCAAAACGAUUGACGUGUUCGAUACUCCACCUCCCCAAAAGAAGAGAACACUUGUUCGAGGCCGAAAACGCACUCCUUCUCCAGUGCAGCCAUCAGAAACUGCCAGAGAACCAUCCGAGCCCAGGGUCAAACCCAUCGCCGUCUUAUCGGAUGAUUCCGACGAAGCUGAUUCGCCUGUGCUAUCCGAAACGGAAACCGACACCACAUUUAGUUCGCGACUCCUUGACCUCUUCAACAAUUGCACGGCUGCAGAUCUGACCGACACUGCGUCUAUCUCUCGUGAGCUGGCCGACUAUGUAAUUUCACAAAGGCCGUUCAAGAGUCUUGAUGACAUACGCAAGAUCCAAGACCCGAAGCUGAAACCCAGCAAGGGUCGAAGAAAGACGAAUCCUGUUGGAGACAAGAUUGUGGAUAAAGUUGAAACAAUGUUGGAAAGUUAUGAAGCUGUCGACUAUCUGGUCAAGAAGUGUCAGAGCCUGGCCAAACCAUUGGCUGAGGAGAUGAAGAGCUGGGGGGUGAACCUGUACGGUAACCAAGAUGGAGAACUGGACAUCGUUUCACUACGCGAUACUCAGCGCUCAAGUCAUGACUCCGGUAUUGGUACACCCAUCAGUGAUGAAGAUAGAGACACUGUCAAGAAGCGAAUGCCGAAGAAUUUUCUAUCUCAACCAUCGAUUAUGGCGGACGACAUUCAAAUGAAGGAUUAUCAAAUUGUGGGAAUCAACUGGUUGAACAUGCUUUAUAAGAGAGGCCUGAGUUGCAUUCUUGCAGACGAUAUGGGCUUGGGAAAGACCUGUCAGGUCAUCGCUUUUCUGGCACACCUUUAUCAGCAAGGGCGAACGGGUCCUCAUCUUGUUGUUGUGCCUGCUGCAACUCUGGAAAAUUGGCUGAAAGAGUUCAGGCGAUUUUGCCCGACUUUGAAUGUCGAGCCGUACUACACAACAAACCCGACGGAGCGAGCUCAGCUCAGGGAGGAUCUUGAAGACAGUCGGGCGGACCUUAACGUCAUCGUCACGACCUACACCUUGGCUAAAGGGAAGGAGGAUUUCCCGUGGCUCAAGAAUUUCGGAUUUGACUGCACAGUGUAUGAUGAAGGUCAUAUGCUUAAGAACGCCGAAUCCCAAGUCGCGAGCAAGCUAGUUCGGAUACAGUCGAACUUCCGCUUGUUACUCACCGGAACGCCACUUCAAAAUAACUUGAAGGAAUUAAUUAGUCUGCUUGGUUUUCUGAUGCCUUCUUUGUUCAAGGAGAAAGCACAAGAGCUCAGCAGUAUCUUCUCACAUACCGUCAAGGCCAUGGACGAAAAUCAUGAAGCAUUGCUGUCUGAACAGAGGAUCAAACGUGCAAGGAGCAUGCUAACACCGUUCAUCCUUCGGCGAAAGAAAUAUCAAGUCCUGAAAGAUUUGCCUAGAAAGGAGCGACGGGUUGAAUUCUGUGACAUUACUCCUGAACAAUCCGAGAUUUAUCAGUCGUACCUUGAUAAGGCCUACAGCAUCCGUGAACGGAAAGAAAGGGGUGAGAAUGUGACCAACGAAUCCUCCAAUAUCUUGAUGAAAUUGAGACAGGCCGCCAUCCACCCGCUCCUGUUUCGUCGAGUCUAUCCUGACAAGGUUCUACCGGCUAUUGCAAGACAAUGUUUAAAGGUCGACAUGUUCAGCGAGUCCAACCCCGAUCUCAUCGUAACAGAAUUAGAAGCCUACUCCGACAUGGAGAUACAUACUCUGUGUGAUCAGCAUGCACCACUUAAGCGAUUCGCCCUUCACAACGGAGAAUGGCUCGCCAGCGGAAAGGUGCAAAAGAUGCUCGAACUGCUCCGUACAUUCAUGUCCGAGGGCCACAAGACGUUGAUUUUCAGCCAGUUCGUCAUGAUCCUGGACAUUCUCGAGCUUGUGCUCCAACGCGAGGCUAUUGACUAUUUCAGACUUGAUGGCAGCACCAAGGUAUCUGAGCGCCAAGAUUUGAUCGAUGAGUUUUCCGCCGAGGAUAAUGAAACGCCUGUGUUCAUGCUGAGCACCAAGGCCGGUGGCGCUGGUAUCAACCUAGCGAGAGCCAACAAGGUCAUCGUGUUCGACAGCGGUUUCAACCCACAAGAUGAUAUCCAAGCAGAAAACCGCGCGCAUCGCAUCGGGCAGGUUAAAGAAGUUGAAGUCGUUCGGCUGGUUUCGAAAGGCACGGUCGAGGAGCAGAUCCACUCCAUGGGCCUUACCAAGCUCAAACUGGACGAACAGGUUGCAGGAGACGGCGCCGAGGAGCAGCCACCGAGGAAAGAGGGUGAAGAAACCGCAAAGGAGGUGGAAGGUCGGAUGAUGGUGGAGGAGAUGUUCUUCAACAAGCUGGGUCAGGAGUCUCUCGAACAACUAAAAGCCGAUGCUACCAGUCCAGUCAAGAAAACCCAGGUCGGAAAAGCGUCCGUGCCGCAAAAAGAGGGUGAACGUACAAAGUCUCGAAAGCCCAAUGGAGGAAUUAAACAAGAGGAUGGGGAAGGUGUUCAGUUACCAGCCCGCACGAAAUCAGUCGACGUGGAAGUGAAGAGCGAAGAGUGA